CCUCCUCCUCAUCUACUCGCUCCCUUUGUUGUUGCCAGAAGCCACACGUAUUGCACCCAUCUCGUGGCUGGUGACAGGCUCUGUGCUACUCGGAACAAUAACCCGAGCAGGCAGUAAAAGGGGCAAUCAGAGCAGAGCAGGAGGAAGGGAGGAGCCGGCACACACAAGGCUGGGUGGGGGGGGGUGGUGAUAUACUCCAAUCUCCAGUCCCUUUAUUUCUGGCAUGGCAUUGAGGAUGGAUGACAUCCCCUUGUUCAUCUCAGGCAGCGAGUGAUCUUCUGGGGGAGGUGUAUGCAGCUGCCAUAGAUGAAGGCUUGAUGCUGGACGUCCCUGGUCCCCCUUCUCUGGAGUGACACCUCAUCCACACACGGCAUCCAGGAAGGCAGGGAAUGAAUAGGAACUGCUGGGUGCUGGAGAAUCCACACAGGAGCCUGGCUUCUGAUCUGUACUGCUAUUGAUGCUCCUGGCCUGCUGGAGCAAGCUCUCACCCCCCUGCCUCUUGUAUCACCAGCAUCCCCCUUCACAUCAUGGAAGGAUUGCAUCCUGCUCCCAGGCUGCUGGGACCCCUGGCUUUCUGGUCUACGUCUUCAGCGCUCGUCGUCUUCUUAGCCUUCGCCGGCGUGCAAGCGUCCAACCAGCUGCCCAGUGAGUGCCACAAUGGCAAAGGCAAGGGGAUCAACUGCUCAGAGCUGAAUAUGAGGCAGUCUGAAGUACGAGUGUGUGAUGAAUCAACGUGUAAAUAUGAAGGUGUGUGCAAAGAAGAUGGAGGUGUACUGAAGUGUUACUGCCAGUUUGAGUGUGGAACAAAUUAUGUACCAGUUUGUGGAUCAAAUGGAGACACUUACCAAAACGAAUGCUUCCUGAGGAGAUCUGCCUGCAAACAGCAGAAACAUUUAACAGUAGUAACAAGAGGACCUUGCAUUUCUGGAAGCUUUGCAGACUUACUCUCAUGGAUCAACCCUAGACAGCGGGGAUCGGAGGGGACACACAGCCAAUCCAGCUGCCGGCGCCCAGCGGGAAAGAGAGAAGCUGUACUCUACCCUCGUCUGUCCGCUUCAACCCCAAGACUGAUCCCCAUCCAGUUUGGACCAUCGAAAGAAGCUGCUGAGCAGUUGGCACAGUCAUCUAGUGGCUGCACAGAG
Nanorana parkeri is the source of this 1142-nucleotide messenger RNA. RefSeq names its product tomoregulin-1-like. The transcript is spliced from 5 exons. Gene Ontology annotation, molecular function: protein binding. The record is from RefSeq and is a predicted model, not a curated record. The annotation marks the transcript as partial. NCBI's taxonomy places the organism in Eukaryota, Metazoa, Chordata, Amphibia, Anura, Dicroglossidae.